Messenger RNA from Staurois parvus, 406 nucleotides. NCBI's taxonomy places the organism in Eukaryota, Metazoa, Chordata, Amphibia, Anura, Ranidae. The record is from the annotation of a GenBank genome assembly.
GGAGGAAUAGUGCCCCAUCAUUGGUAUCAGUGGGAGGAAUAGUGCCCAAUCAUUGGUGUCAGUGGGAGGAAUAGUGCCCCAUCAUUGGUAUCAGUGGGAGGAAUAUGGGAGGAAUAGUGCCCCAUCAUUGGUAUCAGUGAUGGAGCACUAUUCCUCCCACUGACACCAAUGACACUUGCUGACCCUGUUCUAGUAUGGUGCUGCUGCAGCCAGCAUAUGUGGUUGCAGCAGCACCUCUACACGGCACACUUACCUGCUGCUCCUGCACUCGAUUUUCAUGGGGCUGCUCGGCUCCGCCCCCUCGCCGGUGAUUGGCCGCCUGUGUGCCUUUCCUGAGCUACAGUUCUGGCGGCCAAUCACCGGUGAGGAGGCGGAGCCGAGCAGCCGCGCGAACAUCCAGUGGCCG